AUGGCCGAGCGCGCCCGCGCCCUGGAGCUGCUGGCCAUGUUGCUGUACGCCGGGGCCUGGCUGUGCAUUCUGGGGGCGACAGUGUCCCCUCGCUGGCUCAGUAUGUCCACCUCACUGUUACCCAUGGAGAGCUACGAACUGGGCUUAUGGGAGACCUGCGUGGUUCAGGACACAGGAGGCAUGGAGUGCCGUGCCUACGACAGCCUCUUGGGCCUCUCGCUGGACCUCCAGUUGGGUCGCGUGCUCACCUGCGCCUCCCUGGCAGUUGGCGCUUUAGGCUUCCUGGUGGCCAUUCCUGGGUUGUCGCUGGUCAACGGGUGCGAGGACGACGGUGCAAAAAUGACUUUGAGCACCGCGGGAGGGGUGCUAGGGAUGCUCUCCGGGGUUCUGUGUUUGAUCCCCGUCUCAUACGUGGCGCACUCGGCCGUGGUGCGCUUUUUCGACGACACCUUGCCCGACGUGGUGCCUCGAUGGGAGUUCGGCGACGCUCUGUUCUGCGGGUGGGCGGGGGGUUUCGUCCUGGCGGUGGCCGGACUGCUCCUGGUGGUCACCGCCCGCUCGGCCGUCCAAGCAGCGCCCCCUCCGGCAGCCCCGCAAAGGAGGUACCAGGUGAUGAACACGGUGCUGGCGCGGGCCGAGUAUGUAUGA
Nerophis lumbriciformis (worm pipefish) is the source of this 648-nucleotide messenger RNA. Lineage: Eukaryota; Metazoa; Chordata; Actinopteri; Syngnathiformes; Syngnathidae. The record is from RefSeq and is a predicted model, not a curated record.